Molecule: messenger RNA, 1899 nt
Organism: Ornithodoros turicata
Lineage: Eukaryota; Metazoa; Arthropoda; Arachnida; Ixodida; Argasidae
Product: semaphorin-1A-like
Exons: 1
Coding region: 93-1790 (565 amino acids)
Biological process (GO): axon guidance; neural crest cell migration; positive regulation of cell migration
Molecular function (GO): chemorepellent activity; semaphorin receptor binding
Source: RefSeq, a predicted model, not a curated record
ACAAAGACCAUACGCAUCAUACAUCACGCGCCACGAGACCAUCCGUUCGUUUCUUCAAAGCCUACGCAAAAUCGAGGUUUUCAGCCACAGUCAUGAACUUGCUCACAGUUGUUUACAUUCUUAGCACUGUUAUUGCCUGUUACGGCAUCUGGGACCACGAACUCUCACCGCACGCGCAUGUCCAAGAUUACCCGAAGCAGCUGGUCCAUACAUUUUUACCGGGCAACGCGACAGGAGAAAACCUGCGGGUUCUUCUCGUAGAAGGUGACUACGUUCUGGUCGGCGGAAGAAACACUCUGUACAACAUCAGCCUGGUCACGAUGCAGCCGGAGCAAAAUAUCACUUGGAACCCGACCCCCAUGAGCUUCGCAAACUGCCAGGUUAACCUCGAGCGAGGCACUGCGUGUGGAAAUUUCAUCCGAGUAGUUUUCCGCACGUCUUCAGGAUCGCUGCUUGUUUGCGGGACGCACGCUUUCGCACCUCGUUGUCGGGUCUACAAGCGAGACACUAUGGGUAACCUGACCAUCAAGAAAGAUACAGACGGCAAAGCUCUCUGUCCUGCCGAUGCGAGACAGGCUACCGUAUAUAUUCAGACGUCCCAAAGACUAUUUUCAGCUGUGUCUGCUUAUCCGAAGGCUGGACGCUGGCCCGUGAUCUAUGGCCAUCCGUUAAGAACCUCACCGAACGACUCCAAGCUGGCUUUCGACGCGCAAUUUGUAGGAGUAGUUCGAUGGAGUCAUUUUCUUUAUUUCUUCUUCCGGGAAUCUGUUCGGGAAAGCCGUGAAUGUGCACCGGUCACGCUGGCAACCGUAGCCCGUCUAUGUACAAGCGACUCCGGAUCACCUUCUCAGAAGUCGUGGUCGACCUUUUCAAAGGCUCGGCUGCGCUGCUCACUGAAUGGCUCAGCGCCGCACAACUUCACCAACUUGCAAGACAUUAGCUGGACCAAAUCGGAAAGUUUAGUGUACGCAGUCUUCGGCGCUACUGGAGGUCCUGUCGAGGCCUCGGCCGUUUGCGUCUUCAGCAUUGCGAGCGUGAAUCACGUUUUGCGUAGCAACCGCUCAAUCAUCGAAGAAAAUUGCCCGGCUUCGGAGAGUCAAGAGAACGCCAUCGCAGGUACCAUAUUCAGUUAUUUCGACGACCCACUGCUCGUACAUGUCGGCUUCGAUUACCACUACACAACGGUUGCAGUCGAGGAGCAAGUGGCGACGACCAGUGGGCGCAAGUUGGACGUUCUCUUCGUCGGUACUAGUCACGGUCACGUGAUCAAAAUUAUCAACCUCGGCCAAAAGGUCGUCGCGACCGAGGUCGUUGAGGACAUCUUUGUCUUUCCCGAAGGUCAAGCGGUGCUGCAACUAAAAAUUGUUCAAAGUCAUAGAAUGGCGACCCUCUUGGUCGUAACGUAUCAUGAAGUGGUCUCUGUGCCGCUAGACAACUGCAACUGGACUGCGAGAACGUGCGAACAGUGUGUCGGACUGCAGGACCCAUACUGUGCUUGGGAUAGCGUGCGUUCAACGUGCGUCUCUCUCUUGCUCACGCAGUCCAACGUGGACUUGGUUCAAAAUGUGACUUCGGGUCACAGUGACAUGUGUCGGCUGCGGUCGGCCGUCAGAGCAGAAAGGGGCAGUCUGCUGAACCCGUCAAUGGACAUGUCGCACUUUUACAGCGGGAGGACAUUCGGUUUGGCACUCAGUUUCUGUGUGUUCACAUCGGUCAUUGUCGGCGUCUUCACCGGAUACUGGUGUAAUGGACACCGCAAAAAAAGUUUCUUCUAUUUAAACUACAAAUGAAGUUGGAUCAUUUUUUGAGCGAUCUGCUUGCACGUGUACAUUACUGUAGAGAAUAUUUUGCUCGCAAAUUUCUCAUUUCGCUAUUCAAUAAAUUAAAAAUAGCUUUCCA